This is a messenger RNA of Arabidopsis lyrata subsp. lyrata, 1474 nucleotides long. RefSeq names its product protein STRICTOSIDINE SYNTHASE-LIKE 3. Gene Ontology annotation, biological process: biosynthetic process. The record is from RefSeq and is a predicted model, not a curated record. Gene Ontology annotation, molecular function: strictosidine synthase activity. NCBI's taxonomy places the organism in Eukaryota, Viridiplantae, Streptophyta, Magnoliopsida, Brassicales, Brassicaceae. The transcript is spliced from 3 exons. Bases 123 to 1310 code for a protein of 395 amino acids.
AGAUGGAUGGAAGUGACUAGUGAGAGCUCUCUUGGCAUUGCUCAACCACCAAUGGAUCUACCUACCCUUCUUCUUCCCCUUUUAAACCCUGAUUUUCUCUCUACCUCAACAACGACUCAAUCAUGGCUUUGUUCUUAUCUCCUAAAGCCAUCACUCUUCUCUUUUUCUCCCUCUCCCUCGCACUCUACUGCAGCAUCGAUCCUUUUCACCACUGCGCCAUCUCCGAUUUCCCCAAUUUCGUCUCUCACGAAGUCGUCUCUCCACGUCCCGAUGAAGUUCCAUGGGAGAGAGAUUCGCAGAAUUCACUUCAGAAAUCAAAGAUUCUGUUUCUAAACCAAGUCCAAGGUCCAGAGAGCGUCGCGUUUGAUUCUCUCGGACGUGGUCCGUACACCGGCGUUGCUGAUGGUAGGGUUUUGUUUUGGAAUGGUCAGAAAUGGAUUGAUUUUGCUUACACUUCGAGUAAUCGAUCGGAGAUUUGUGAUCCGAAGCCUUCUGCUUUGAGUUACUUGAGGAAUGAGCAUAUAUGUGGUCGUCCUCUAGGUCUUCGUUUCGAUAAGAGAACCGGAGAUUUGUAUAUUGCCGACGCGUAUAUGGGACUUUUGAAAGUUGGUCCUGAAGGUGGCUUAGCAAUGCCGCUUGUAACUGAAGCUGAGGGUGUGCCAUUGGGUUUUACUAAUGAUCUUGACAUUGAUGAUGAUGGAACUGUUUAUUUUACAGAUAGCAGUAUCAAUUACCAGAGGAGGAACUUCUUGCAGCUCGUCUUCUCUGGAGACAAUACUGGGAGAGUGCUGAAGUAUGAUCCAAUAGCUAAGAAAGCUGUUGUUUUAGUCUCAAAUCUUCAGUUUCCGAAUGGUGUGUCUAUCAGCAAAGACGGUUCUUUCUUUGUAUUCUGCGAAGGCGAUAUUGGAAGCCUACGAAGAUACUGGUUAAAAGGCGAAAAAGCUGGAACGACAGAUGUGUUUGCGUUUUUACCAGGGCAUCCUGAUAAUGUAAGAACGAACGAAAACGGUGAAUUUUGGGUGGCGCUUCAUUGCAGACGCAACUACUACUCAUACUUAAUGGCAAGAUAUCCUAAGCUGAGGAUGUUCAUACUGAGACUGCCAAUCACUGCAAGAACACACUACUCGUUCCAGAUCGGGUUACGGCCGCACGGAUUGGUGGUUAAGUAUAGUCCUGAAGGGAAGCUUAUGCAGGUUCUUGAAGAUAGUGAAGGCAAAGUUGUGAGAUCAGUAAGUGAAGUGGAAGAAAAAGAUGGGAAGCUUUGGCUGGGAAGUGUGUUGAUGAACUUUGUUGCUGUCUAUGACCUCUGAUUGCUUGACCUAUACGUAAACCACAUCACUGGUUUUUAGAUUUAGCAAAUUCGGAAAACAUUUAGGUGUGUAUUAAAUCAAAGACACUUAGCACAGAGAAACUAUGUGAGAAACAAAUGUUAGCGGCAGCAUCAUCAAUAAGUCACAAAGUUAUUACAAACCAA